AUGUUUGGGUUACCGAGGUUCUUUGGAUUUAGAGGCAGAGCCCUGAACUUGGCGAUCAGUUCGCUGGGCAGUCUUGAUUUCUUGCUUUUCGGAUAUGAUCAGGGUGUCACCGGGGGUCUCCUGGACCUGCCCUCGUUCAUUAAAUACUUCCCCGACAUCAAUGACAAGGCGGAGGGCAUCGACCAAGCUCUGAAAUCGCAGCGCAGUUUGAACCAGGGCAUUGCCGUCGCAUCGUACAAUUUAGGAUGCUUUGUGGGCGCCAUCUUGACAAUCUUCAUCGGAAAUCCGCUCGGUCGACGCAAGACCAUCUUUAUCGGCUGCUGCACAAUGGCAACGGGGGCUCUCUUGCAAUCCACCGCGUUUCAUUUGCCGCAUUUUAUUAUCGGUCGCAUUGUGACUGGGAUUGGGAAUGGUAUGAACACGAGUACGGUACCCACCUGGCAGUCCGAGUCAUCCAAAGCCCACGAUCGUGGAAAGUUGGUCAUGAUUGAGGGUAUGCUCAUCACGGGAGGCAUUACACUCAGUUACUGGAUCAACUACGGGUUUUCGUUUAUCCCCAACAGUGAGGUGGCGUGGCGCUUUCCACUGGCCUUCCAGAUUCUGUUCGCCGUGGUGAUUUUCAUCUCGAUUAUGAACCUGCCGGAGUCUCCCCGAUGGCUUGUGAUGCAGGGCCGCAACGACGAGGCUUUGGAAAUUCUCGAGUACCUGAAUGAGAAGCCCCGCGACGACCCCUAUAUCGUCAACGAAUUCAAAUCGAUCCAGGAGACGGUGAAGGAGAUGUCCAAGGGCUCUUACCGAAGUCUGUUCGACAUGAGCGAGUACCGAGAAUUCCAUCGUGUCGCACUCGCCUAUGUCAAUCAAAUGUUCCAGCAGAUAUCUGGAAUCAACCUGAUCACGUACUAUGCUCCCUCUCUGUACGCCGAGAUUGGUCUGGGCGAGGGCAAUCUGCCGAAGUUGCUCGCCGCCUGUAACGGCACAGAAUACCUCAUGGCUGCAUUUAUCCCGAUCUUCAUCAUCGAAAAGGCUGGACGCCGGCCACUCAUGCUCUUUGGGGCUGCAGGCAUGUCGAUUUCUAUGGCUGUGCUGGCGGGCACCAACUACCGGUUGACGCACCUCGGUGACAGCCGAGCUGGUAUUGGACAGGCCGUCUUCCUUUUCGUCUUCAACACCUUCUUCGCCAUCGGUUGGCUGGGAAUGACCUGGUUAUACCCGGCAGAGAUUGUGCCCCUGCGCAUUCGUGCACCCACCAACGCACUGGCAACCAGCGCGAACUGGAUCUUCAACUUCAUGGUGGUGAUGAUUACGCCUGUUUCAUUCACCAACAUCGGGUACAAGACCUAUGUCAUCUUCGCGGUCAUCAAUGCAUUUAUGUUCCCCUGUGUGUACUUCUUCUUCCCGGAAACUCGCUACCGUUCCCUGGAGGAGAUGGACAACAUCUUCAAGAAGUCUACGAACGUCUUCGACGCGGUGACCAUCUCGAUCAAAGAGCCUUACCGCUACGAUAAACACGGUCAACUGAAGCCAGAGUACCUCGAGGAGGCCAUCCGUCGCGAGAGCGCUACAGCCCCGGCACCCACCAAGCCCUUCGAAAGCGAUGACAGUACCACUGAGGUCAAGGCUUGA
Aspergillus bombycis is the source of this 1623-nucleotide messenger RNA. Its product is annotated as sugar porter family MFS transporter. Gene Ontology annotation, molecular function: carbohydrate:proton symporter activity. Gene Ontology annotation, biological process: transmembrane transport; carbohydrate transport. Lineage: Eukaryota; Fungi; Ascomycota; Eurotiomycetes; Eurotiales; Aspergillaceae. Bases 1 to 1623 code for a protein of 540 amino acids. The transcript is spliced from 7 exons. The record is from RefSeq and is a predicted model, not a curated record. Gene Ontology annotation, cellular component: membrane.